GGUUGAGGCGAGAGCAAUCAGAUCAUUACUCUCACUUCUCUGUGUGCAAUUCAAAGCAGUGAAACAACUCAUCAAACUGAGGCCCGAUAAGAAAAAUGGCGAGUUACGUGGUCCUCCAAGCCGGAAAGAAUCCCAAGUUGGCUCAUGCUGGAGCUAACUUGGCCAAGAGCAGCAUUUUGGUUCCUAAGGUCAUUUCCAGGUCCAUCGAGACUGAAGGGGGUCCCAUAGGGACUGACUCAUCAGUACCAGGAGCUACAUCACACUCCAGUGAGAGCAUUUCAAACCCGGCUGCAGUGUCGACGCCGACGGAUAAUGUGACGCAAGCAUCAAACUUCUCGACUGGCACUAGGUCUGCAACUGAAGACUUGACUGAGAGAGCAAAGCAAAAGCUGCAGGAUGCUUGGAAUUCUGCUCGAGACACGGUUGUUGACAAGGCUAGAGAGACCAAGGAAUCCAUCAAAGACGCUGCAUCGGAGGUUGAAGAGUCAAUGAAUACUAAAAACGACUAAGGAUAAGGCUUUCCCUGUUUGAGAAGUCAACCGGAAUCUACGCUGUUUGAUCGGUUUACUUUUUCAGUUAUUGCAUUUUCCCUUUUCAUUCUCCACUCAGAAGACAUUUGAUUUCUUAUAUUAUGUCAAAUUGAUGUAAGCUGUUCUUGAUCAUUGUAAUAGCACGUAAGUUUGAUUCUUCAAAUGUUAAUAAAGCUCUAAGCUUUUGUU
Messenger RNA from Rhodamnia argentea, 719 nucleotides. RefSeq lists its product as uncharacterized. The coding region runs from base 96 to 509 and encodes 137 amino acids. The transcript has 3 exons. The record is from RefSeq and is a predicted model, not a curated record. Lineage: Eukaryota; Viridiplantae; Streptophyta; Magnoliopsida; Myrtales; Myrtaceae.